AUGUCCGAAAGGUCACGGAAGGGAGGUGAAUCAAGUUCGAGGAUAUUCACUGCCUGUACUGCUUGUCGACAGAGGAAACUUCGAUGCGAUGGCGCUUCACCCCGGUGUGCACGAUGCUCACGGCAAGGACUUGAAUGCGAUUAUCCAAGUCGCCGAAUGCGCGGCCCAAAUAAGAGGUACGUUCAAUCGAGCAAAAGGCCUCUUAAUUCUACUGAACUAACAAAUGCAAACCAUAGAUCGCAAUAUGUAAAGGACCUUGAACUGCAGGUCCAACGGCUGGGAGGGGAUAUCCGUGAAUCCAGGGCAGCAUCGUCGGACGAAGCACCCUCCGCUUCACUCCCCCGGAUAGAUAAUGACAACAUCUCCUCGGCUCCUUUAGAAAUGGGCAGUACCGGAACGGUUCAGCAAGCCACAACUUCGAAAAUUCCCCUCCCCUUUUUCCACCAAACAGAGCGAUCCGUGGCCCAGUCAACAGCAACUAUCAGACAUGGCAAACUCAAUAUGCAAAUAUUUGCGGAUGUCUUUUCGUUCGAUGUUAACGUCGGGCUAGUCAAGUCAUCCUUUGAGGAUAUUCGCGAAAUGUACCCUUUUUUCGCGAUACCUGACCCACAGGUAUUGAAAGUCCUGGAGCAAGAGGCCAGCACAGCAGCAUCGAGGAAUUUAGCCCUCACCAACUCCCUGUUAGCCCUAACCGUUCAAUUCAAGGCAGCAAACGAGCACAUUGGCGAACUUCUCCCCAUUUCGUGGGCUCGAUUCAAAAGCUCAUAUGCGAGGCUCCCUCAACUUCUCACCCAACCACCUUGCAUCUCUGCAUGUCAAGAACUUUCAUACAUGGUUAUGUUCUUGCAAGGGUUUGCCGACGUACGAACCUCUCACCAGCUGUCAUCUAUAGCUGUCACUUUUAUUCGAACGAUUACCUCAUCGAGCCACAAUGUCUCCAAUUUAUCCGUCGAAGAUAUCCUCAUACUGUGGGGUGCGUUCAGUCUUCACGUGGAAAUAUCUCUUCGGUGUGGCAUUGCACCCUCUAUCCGUGAGAUGGGCUUCCAUGUGCCGCCGCCAAGUAGAGAUGCAUUGGUGAACUGCACCAAUGAUUUCGCACCAAAGGGUUAUACCGACAAUGCAGUAGCCCGAGCAGAGCUUGCUCUUAUUCAGUCAAAUAUAGCCGAUCUUGAUACAGAUAUCACUCCAAAUCACACGUCAUUGGAAGAAGACCUUGAUUCAUGGGCGACCAGGACUUUCGGUGACAACCCAGAAGAAUUAGAGGAACUACUCUCAUUUCCGAUCCUAAAUCUCAGAUUCAUCUACUACCACUCGAAGUUUAGACUAGCACGAAUAGGUCGGCGGUCCCCUGUGGCCGGCAUAACAUUUGCCCAGUCCACAAUUCGGCUACUGCGGGAUGUUCCCAACCAACAGUAUCUAACUGUCUGGCGAAUCUUGGUAUAUCCAAUCUGGGCAUCUCUUGCGCUCCUCGAGGAUACACUACGAACACCGGAUAGCCCACGAGCAUGCACGAACAAUCAGUUGAUUCAAACGAUGUACAACUUUUUGGAAAGCACGCAAAAAUCGCGGCUUUGCGAUUUAGGAUAUUUGGUCGAGGGGUUAUCGAAGAUCUAUGCCCUGACAACGACUGCUUUGCCCGGACAGCAAAUGGCGGAGGAGAACACUCCUACAAUGUCCAAUAGCAGCGAUGACAGGCCCUUGAAGAUUCUUCAAUUUCUCGGCCAGUACAAAGAUUUCAUGCCCCUAGCGCAGGGCCUCAUAGGAAACAUGCCAGAGCCAUCCAAAGUUCGGGAAUUCUCAAACUUACUUGGCAUCGACUUCCAAUCAACUGAAGAUUUCGGACCAUUCAUCCCCAAAAUCCUAAGACCGGAGUUAUAUAAUUUUGCUUUCGAAUACAUUCGUUGA
Messenger RNA from Clonostachys solani, 1905 nucleotides. The record is from the annotation of a GenBank genome assembly. Lineage: Eukaryota; Fungi; Ascomycota; Sordariomycetes; Hypocreales; Bionectriaceae.